This is a messenger RNA of Rhododendron vialii, 685 nucleotides long. RefSeq lists its product as uncharacterized. The transcript has 2 exons. NCBI's taxonomy places the organism in Eukaryota, Viridiplantae, Streptophyta, Magnoliopsida, Ericales, Ericaceae. The record is from RefSeq and is a predicted model, not a curated record. The coding region runs from base 14 to 685 and encodes 223 amino acids.
UCCUUGCUUAUAAAUGUGUGUUAGUAGGAUUUUAGACAACAAAAAAAAUUUUCAUUCUCCACAAACACCCUCCAAAAAAAAUAGUGUAUCAAUUAUGGCAGAAGGAAGUCGUAGUGCGAGAGGAAAAUCGUUCAACUCCGAUCAAGAUGAAGCAAUUUGUAAUGCUUACUUGUGCGUUAGUCAAGACCCGAUUAUCGGUACCAACCAACCACGAUCUAAAUUAUGGGAUCGGGUUGCAAAAAAAUAUACCGAAUUCACAGGAGGUGAUGUACGAUCGGAUGCUUCUAUCAAGUCUCGAUGGCAAGUCAUCCAGCAAGCUUGCAACAAAUAUCGUGGGCAUUUAAGGCAAAUUCAAAGGCAACAUCAAAGUGGAAUGACAGAACAAAAUGAGAUUGAUCUAGCGAAGAGACAUUACAAAGAUACUGAGACUAAACCUUUCGCCAAUUUGGAUUGUUGCUGGGCAAUCUUAGAACACAGUAUGAAGUGGGCGGAUUUAACCCCACCCCGGUCCGACCCAAGAUCUUCACAAAUGGAUACAAGUUCGGUCCCGCUAUCUCCUGAUUUCUCUCAAAAUCCAAACUUAGACUCUCCUGAUUUCUCUCAAGUUCCAAACACAUCGACUACAUUGGAAGAUAGCAAUCCUAGCAUCAUGAUCACGUUGGGUUGGAAGAAAGAAGUUCAGUAA